AGAGAGAAUUGCCCUCUAGUACAGAAAAAUAUUGGAUCUCUAUACUAGUAUACUGUAAUGCUUUUUCCUCCACAAAAAGCACUCAUCAUCCCUUUCACCUCCAUUUCUCACAUUCACACUUCAAACUCUCUGCAACCCCCCAAUAAUAAUAAUCUAGUUUUAAAAAAAUAAUAAUAAAAUUCAGACAACAUUUCAGAACACUCUCUUUCAACUUAAGUCCUUGUUUGACAGUUCAUUCCCAUUAAAUCUCCAACACCCAUCAUCCAUACAAAUCCCCUCCUAUUAUACUUACACCAAUACACACACAAACACUUUACCACUGUCCUGUAGGCUGUACAUACUAAAUCAAGAUUUUCGGUACAAAAAUCAAGAAUCUCUAGAUGUCCUCAACUAUAGCUCGUGAGCUUCUGUUGUCUUUGCUGUUGCUGCUUAUCCUCAGUUUUGCACAAGCGAAUGGGUUGGUAAUGGAGAAUGGAACAAUGGUGGAAAUGGUUCCACUGAUUGAGCCAGGAAAGACGGGGGAGAUGAUGAUGAUGAUGAAUGAUAGCCGGAGGCGGCUUGGGAGCUUUCAGAUUUGUGCACCUUGUACUUGUUGUGGUGGGGCGAAAAAUUAUUGUGUGCCUUCUCCUUGUUGCUAUGCAAUCAAUUGUAACAUACCGAACAGGCCUUUUGGGUUUUGUUCGUUUACCCCGAAGUCUUGCAAUUGUUUCGGAUGCCAUCUCUAGAUUGUUUUGAUAAUCUAUUUUUUUGGCUGUUGGUAUUUCCAGUGCAAAGGUUAUUGUUACGGGCUGGGUUAAGUUGUAGGUGUUGGUACUGUGUGUGCAUUUAAGAAUUGUAGAAUUUGUUUUAUUGGGCAUUCAUCAAAGAUGAUAAACUUUGAGCUGGAAAUAUCAUGUGCUUAUUCAUGGGGCUGUGGAUGUGUUUGGGAGUGUUGAAUGAAAAGAAUAUAUGUUCUUGGACUAUAUCUUGUUUAUUUUUUGUGAGUAGGGAUUGCAAUUUGGGUUUCAAGUUUGUGCUUGUGUUUACAAACUUGUCAAUAUAGUGUUUUUUAAAAUGUA
Daucus carota subsp. sativus is the source of this 1058-nucleotide messenger RNA. RefSeq lists its product as uncharacterized. Bases 381 to 725 code for a protein of 114 amino acids. Lineage: Eukaryota; Viridiplantae; Streptophyta; Magnoliopsida; Apiales; Apiaceae. The record is from RefSeq and is a predicted model, not a curated record. The transcript is spliced from 2 exons.